GAUGUCGCCCUCUAGCGCCUGGAGGCUGAAGUGGACAUAACAGAACACAGCUGGUGUCCGACACAAGCUGUGGGAAUGAACUGCACGAAUUAACACAAAUUAACGUUCAUUAGAUCCGUCGAUAUUCUGCGGAGAAAAUAUUGUUUAUUCACGUUGUAAGUGUCCCUAGACGUCGCAGCCCUGCAUUCCAAAAAGGAAGACGAGUACUUCACCAUGAGCUCAGACGAUGGUGACAUGGAGAACCAGGCUGAGCUCGAAGAGAAGACGAGGCUCAUCAACCAGGUGUUGGAGCUGCAACACACUCUAGAGGAUCUGUCUGCCAGAGUGGACGCUGUCAAAGAAGAGAACCUGAAGCUGAAGUCGGAGAACCAGGUUCUAGGUCAGUACAUCGAGAACCUCAUGUCAGCCUCCAGUGUCUUCCAGACCACCGACACCAAGAGCAAACGAAAGUAAGGAGAACAUGGAGAGUCUGACCCUUAACCUGCUCCCCCCCCCCCCACACAAACACACUCACACACACGCAUGCUGACACACAUUCCAAAACCUGAACCUACAACGCCAUGGAGGAUGGAUUCUGAACAUCUGCGUCAUGCACCCUUUAGAGCUGCCUCAAACACCUGAAGUUAACAUGCAUCAUGGCUGAUCUGAUCACAGGUGGACAGCUCACUUCACAACUGUAAUCAGACUUCUCUUCUGAUUGGAUCCCAUUUCCUCGUUCUAUAUUCAUAUAAACUUUUUAUUCUUUUCAAUUAGGAAAGAAUGAAUUCAUUUUAAAAGAGUGUGAUGCAGUACAGUGAUGUGUGAGACCUGUGAUGCAGACUGGAGCUUUUUUUUUUUUUUUAAGAUGAGAUAUCUUUAAAAAGGAAAACCUGGGCCAAAAAAGGGCACGAUGAUAACCUUCAUUUCCAAGUUACAAACUGCUAAUCACUUAAUUCCAACUAUAAAAAAAGCAAACAAAUAGGAAGAGUAACAUGAAAACAAUCAGAUCAAAUAUUUACACACAAGACAGUGUUGACCUAAAAUAUUUAAUCCGGCUUUUUAAAACACUCAGGGUUAUAAAAUUGAAAGAUUUUGAAUUUGAUGGGUGCCGAAAAACAACUUUUUUUUAGAACAACAUGCAAGUUUGUAAAAAAAUGGCUCAUUAAACUAAAACCUUGCAAUGUCAGAGAAUGGGCAUGUACUUAAAGCCGGCCAAUUCAGCUUCAAAUAUGAACUAAAGGUUUAUAAUAAAACAACAGGUUGUAAUGAACCUCAAUGCACCGUGAUAGACAGUCAUAAACAUUCAUCAGUAAGUAUUCAAAGGGUAGACUGCAAGUUUUUGUUUCACACACUUACAAAUCCUUCUUUGCUCUUCAGCUUAGCUCUCCUGGUCUGAGCUCUCAUCUCUUAAAGAGCCGUAGGAGCAUCCACACCUGUACUUGUAACAUGUCCACUUGUGAUCUGAAGUUUAAAGCAGGUGUAAAUAAGGUCUAAGCCUCAAAGAUGUUUCUCAGUCUGCAAAUCUCAUUAGAUAAGUUUUCCACUAGGUGGCAGUGUUGCAUUUAUCUCAAUGAAACCUUUUUUCAGUCUGAAAGAUCUGUCAGAAUGUGAAAGACCCACAUGUAAGCUGAACCUUUCAACUAAGAUAUCAACAGACAUGUUAUAAAAUGUAACACAAUGUGAGAACCGUGAGAACAUUUACAACCCAAAUUAGAAUGUCAGCUUCAUCGUAUGUCCAUGUUUCAGGACCUGGGGUUCAGAGAUGUGCAGUUAUCUAAUCCUUAAAUAAUUCACCAGUUCUAAACAUACAGCUGUGAGGUGGGUGAACAGAAAACAAAACUUUAUAAAUGAAUCAAUAGAAUAGACGACAUCCUGAAAUGUUCACAUAGUUACAUGCUCUUGUUGCGUGCUUGUUGGUUAAAAACUGGACUGGUUCUUAAAUCAUAGCAUCGAUCAGAUUAGAGAGAUUGCAGUGAAGGAAAUAAGAACAGAAACUGAGCAGAAGCAGGAUUAUUAUAGAAAUGUCUUCAACAGCGUGUCCUAACAGCACGCGACGCGAGAUGAGACAUUUUUACAUGAAUUGUCUCGUUUCUGUUUUCAUUCCUUGGAAACUGCUUGGAGUCAUGACUCCGGCUGUCCAGCGGUGCUGCUCUGUACAAGAGCAGAGCUGACACAGCGUACAUGCAUCUGGUGGAAGUUCUAGGUUAUUCUAACCCUGCACUCUGACCAGACAGCUACAUGCUAACAGCUAAUUCUGUACCCUAUGCUAAAGGUUUUCUCCCUGUGAAAAUAUUUGAUCCAUUUCAGUUUUAGUUUGGGAGACAUAAAGUCCACUCAAACAACAACAGAUCAACAAAGUCAUGAGACUCCUUUACUCUUAGGUUUUUAGAUGUUCACUGCCUCAAAGAGAUGUUCAGAACUGGUGAUGAUACUGCCCCCCCCCCCCCCCCCCCUUUACCUCUCCCUCCCCCUCCCUCCUCCAUGCUGAUAAAACCCUGCUCAGAUUUUUAUAGAGUUAAAAUGUUUACGUUAAACCGAUUUUCUCCUGGUCCUUUGAAGCUCCAGAUAUUCAGUCUUUGUCCUUUAGUGACUAAACAGAUACAAGGAGCAGGCUUCAAGAGAAUUUGGCUUCUUAACUUUAUUUUUUUGAUAUUUAUUAUUCAGUAUUGCUUUAGUUGCCAUGAGCACAGUAGAUCUGAUUUCAUGUUUGUAUUGUUACUGCUGAAACCUCUCUGAAGAGAGGAGGGUCCAAAGGCCCCGUUUUAAAAUUCUUUAUUUGAAUAUGAUGUCACAUUUUGUUGCUGCUUAUUGCACUAUGGGAGUAAAUGGCCCCACCUUAGCAGCUAUCACUGCUGCAGUUUAAAGGUCACAUAUUAUGCAAAAUACACUUGACCAUGUUUUUCACCAACAUGUGUCCUUAGCCUAUUUACAAACCCCCAAAGGAUGAGAGUCCAUCCCCUCCGUCUUUUGCCUGCUCCACUUUUUAGAAAAUGUGUGCUCAAACAGGCUGUUUGGAGAUUUUCCCUUCAUGACAUCACAAUGGGCAAUAACCCCUCCCCCAGGUGGGUGACACUCCCACAGCUAGGUGUUUGUUCUGCCUUCUGACCAUAAACAAUCAACCAUGGAGAGAGAAAGCCCAAGGCACACUAGUCCCUCCAGAAAUGGGCGUGGUCAGACACAGCUCAUUUGUAUUUAAAGGUACAGACACAAAAACAGCCUGUUCUGAUCAGGGCUGAAAUAGAGGGGUUUAUAGACAUGAUCAAAUACAGGAUCAGAGUGGAUUUAGAACAAGAAACUUCACACACAUGUUUUUUGGAGCUCUGAGACUUAUUUAAACUGGUUGAAAAGGAGGAUAAUAUGUGACCUUUAAAGCUAAAACCAUGUGUCAAAUAAGAUCAGACCUGCAGGGGUGAUCAAUCAUGUGUAUGUGCUAACUGUUACAGUGGCAGAGCCUAGCUUCGCCUCUCCAUUAACCAGUGACAAAUAUGACAUGUUGGGGAAGAACAACAACCCUCUGUUUACAUUUUACUGUUUGUUUAUUUGUUUGUUGCUCAUUUUAACUGACUUUGUUUGAAUAAAGUUUGAUCCUUUUUGAUGAA
Molecule: messenger RNA, 3578 nt
Organism: Labrus mixtus (cuckoo wrasse)
Lineage: Eukaryota; Metazoa; Chordata; Actinopteri; Labriformes; Labridae
Product: short coiled-coil protein B-like
Exons: 4
Coding region: 214-453 (79 amino acids)
Cellular component (GO): trans-Golgi network
Source: RefSeq, a predicted model, not a curated record